AAGGGUUUGUGGUUUAUGAGGUUAUGUACCUUAUGUUAUGAUGAGCGAUUGAGGUUAUUUUUUGUUUGACCUAUUAAUUUUAUAAUAAUUGUUAAUAUUUAAUUUAUAUAUUCAUAAUUUUAAAUGUAUGUGCAGCUAUAUUAACACAGUGCAGAACAUUAUCGGCUUUUGUAAAACAAAAUUAAUAUACUUUUAAAAUUAAUUUUGGUUAUGCAUAAUACACCAGUACUUAUCGAAUUUGGAGGUGGUGCUGAACUCUUAUUCGAUAAUAAAAAGGCUCACAAUGUGACACUUCCUGCGAAAGAAAAAGAAUGGAUUUUGGGCGACCUACUUACAUGGAUGAAAAAUAACAUGUUAAAACAAAGGCCAGAAUUGUUUUUACAGGACAAUUCUGUGCGUCCAGGUAUAUUGGUUCUUGUAAAUGAUACCGAUUGGGAAUUAAUGGAUACCGUUAAUUAUGUCAUACAGUCAAAUGAUAGAAUUACUUUUAUAUCUACAUUACAUGGAGGAUAAAAAAUGUUAAAUUUUACAAGUAAACUUUUUUUAUAUACAUGUGCAUUAUUUAUGUUAAUUUUUCUGAGCAAAACAGGUGGCUAAGUGCUUAUCUAUUUUAGUAAUGUAACACUAUGAUGCGAGUCAAAAGUUUUUGGAGGUAUCAAAAUAAUAAAUAAACCAUUAUGAAUUUGCAUUUUAUAA
Molecule: messenger RNA, 696 nt
Organism: Anoplophora glabripennis (Asian longhorned beetle)
Lineage: Eukaryota; Metazoa; Arthropoda; Insecta; Coleoptera; Cerambycidae
Gene: Urm1
Product: ubiquitin-related modifier 1
Exons: 5
Coding region: 211-513 (100 amino acids)
Biological process (GO): protein urmylation; tRNA thio-modification
Cellular component (GO): cytoplasm; nucleus
Molecular function (GO): protein tag activity
Source: RefSeq, a predicted model, not a curated record